Molecule: messenger RNA, 4065 nt
Organism: Notodromas monacha
Lineage: Eukaryota; Metazoa; Arthropoda; Ostracoda; Podocopida; Cyprididae
Source: the annotation of a GenBank genome assembly
AUGUCGCCCGAGUCAGGAGUACAAACAGAAGAAGAAAAGAUCGACGCAGCGUACAAAACGCCACAUAAGAAGCAGAGUUACAAAGCCAGUAUUCCAGUUGUGUUCCAGGACAGCAGGUUAACACCUGAACUGGAGAACCAGAGGAAAACAAUGUUUGAUGCUGUUGUACAAAGGGCCAAUGAGAAAACUUUGUACUGCUUGUCAGUAUCCAAGUAUGACAGACAUGGAUUGAAGAAGAGGGAGAGGGUCUUGGUCCUCACCACUGGGUCCCUGUACAUCCUUGAUGCCAAAGAGAUGAAAAUGAAACAGCGGAUUCUUUUGAGCUCUUUGAAAGGCUUCACUGUCACCAACAAGAAGGAUAACCUUUUCAUUUUGCGACCCACUGUGCAGGAAAGCAAUAAGAAGGAAAAGGCUGAAGUAGCAAUGGAGGCCCCAGAAGGAACCCUAAUUGAACUGGCUGUUCAUGUUGCUGAGGCAGCAGGGGACAAUAGUAUUGUGAAGAUUGAGUCAGCAGCAACGUUGACUUACAGCAUUGGGGGAGGAAAGCAAGGUAUGGUGGACAUUAGUCAAGGUCACUUGGACCUGAUUGUCAAGAAAGAGGGCAGACUGAGAGUGAUGAUUACUCUCGAAGGACGAGUUGUGAGUGUACACAAGUACGCUUCAACUUGCAAACUUUUGGUGAAACCUCCUGAUCUGGUUGAUGAAUCGUGCCGAGAGCUCCUCGGAGAAGAAACGCAUUGCACAGUGAACUAUUCAACGCUUGCCUUUCUUGGCAUCAGCGUUCCAGAAAUCGAAUUGAACGACUGGCUCAUCAUCGAGAACCCAGAAGUGAGGCACUUUUCAGAUGGAGUGAUAGUAUUUUGCAGCAAUUCAAGUGUGCUGAAAGUUCCUGAAAAGCUCACUGUGAAUUCUGUUAGAUCCCCGUGGACCCAAGCGUUUGAUCACAUAAUUGUGUCCUUGGGUGUGAGCUGUCUAAGCCACUACGAAUGGCUUCUGAGUUACGCGACUAUUAUCGCAGAUAAAUUGGGGAUUUUGGUGAGACAUGAGCCGACGGAAAUGCAGUUUCUGGUCAGAAUGGCCUUUGAUAUCCUUGCUGGCUGUUGUGGAUUGAAGUCACUGAAGUUUCAACCUCGCCAAGGAACUGAAAAUCCUGCCGAAACGCUGGCAGCAUUAUCACAAUUGGAAGACGUGAUAAGUUGCCAUAGUCAACCAACAACGCUGUUCCCAAAUAUUGUCGAAAUUGCAAAAGCGAGGUCAUGGGAUCGCGUCUCCGAGUGGGGUUUCGAGCAAAUAGAUACACAGUCCGUGCAAACGCUUCUAGGUGUUCUUGGUGCAUGUACAAACUCUGCUCGUCCGUUGUUGAGGGAUGCUUCUGGACAUGUUUACAUCGUUUUCCUGGAGACAGAGAACUCGGUUCUGCCGAAUAUAUCGUGGCUUGGCGCGUGUUGCAUCGUCCGAAAUUUUGAAGUCUUUCAUGAGAAGUUCAACGACGAGAGCUCGGUCUAUAUAGCUGUUAAACCCUGUGAUAUAGAAAUCGUUUCAUGCUUACCCAGGUGUCAGCUGGCAAAUCAUGUUUAUCACAAAGCCGUUGUCUUGAGCAGAAGCAGACUCCACGUGAACUUCGCCAACACCUCCAUGAAAGGGUUCCUCUUGGAAGUGAUGGUCAAAGCAUCAGAAGAAGUGGAACGGUUACAGUUUCAUGCGGUGUCUUUCGAGAGUAAUACGAACCUUCCGUUGCUUUACGAGAGGCAAUACCUGUGUGCCAACACGAGUGUGUAUUGGAUGAAAAGUGACGCGUGUUUGCGGCUUUCACGCGCUCAACACGGUGUGAGAAUCACUCAUGGAUCCGGUAGCAAUCAGAUAUUGAAGCACGAAUCCAGACCAAACCUGGAUGGAUCCUUCGAAGGUGUAAUAGACGACGUGUACCGGAACAAGAAGAACAACUGUGUGAAUCUGCGCGUGACUUUGGCCACGAGUGGGUUGAAAACCAGUGUCUACUGUGAUAUUGCAGCUUCGCAUGUUGGAAAUCCUCUGGGUGUAUUACCGGGGAUGAAAGUCAGGAUCAGUAACUUGGUGAAGAAGACGAGUGGGUCAGGGAAUCAUUACUAUGUUGCUACUGCCAUGAGUGAUUUCUUUGUUGGUCCAAAAGUGUCUCGUUCGGAAUCGUUGUGGCCUUUGGUGUCUCUGAGUCGACUUCUACCCGAAAAACUUGCGUGUGUCAGGUUUUUGUUGAUUUCUUUCAAACCCUGGUUCCCUGUGGAGUUUGAAGCCACGUGUGACUCGUGUAGUCGACCUGUGCCAGAUGAGAGUCUUGAAGGACCAAAUUGUGAUACUUGUCUGGAUUCUGGGUGGGUCUUGACGGCUUCAGGAAAGUUUGUGGUGAGCGAUGGGACUUGUAGCAAUUUUGUGCUUGAGGCAAAGAAUGAGCAGGUGUUGCAAUUGUUGGGCAUCAGAGGAGGGUUUGUGGAGGAUUUCAAGACGUUUGUGAGGAAUGUGAGAGUGUUUCACUUCUCUCAUCGGAACCCGGUCCCUGUUCCUUCGGUAUUGGAGGGAAGCAGCGAGUUUGCAGCCAAGAAAAGAAUGGCGAUGCAGAAGAUCUUGAUGCAUUUUAGGCCAAAGAACGCGUUAAUUGUUGCUGCGAAGUGUCUGCUUUUCCAGCAUCAGACGUCCAGUCAUGACAAAAGCGGUAUUGAAGGUUCGACGUUUUGGGGACGCUUGUAUUGCCAGAAUGUGGAAGAAGUGACAGAUUUUGUGGAAAUUCCAAGCGAUUGGGUCCGUUCGGAAGAAGAAAAUGAAGGAGAAGCCGAGAGCUUUCCCUUUGACAUUUUAAAUUUCAAUCAAGUACAUAUUCAGCCAAUCGUCAGAAUAAUGCAGCUUUGCGCAAUUUUAUCAGCUUUAUUAUUUGCAGCUGGGGUCUCAGCUGAUACAAAAUUGGAGGAGAUUGAAGCUCGGCUGAGGAAGCUGGAAAUGGAGAACACAAAGGUCCUUGCUCAAAACAGGGCUUUGCACCUUCAGAUGGAUGUCAUCAGGAAAUCAGAGAAGCAGCUGAAAUUGCAACAGGAAGGUCUUCUGUCAAGGCUUGAAGAUGUUGAGAUGAAGCAGAACAAUGAAACAGUGGUGGCUUUCAGCAUCUACCGCACCAUCGACUACGACCUCCUGGACUCUGUGAUCCCGUACCAGGCAGAGCACUUGAACAUCGGCGGCGCCAUCGACACCCGCGUCGGAGUGUUCACCGCUCCAGUCGCCGGCGUCUACUUGUUCACCGCUCACAACCUCGGCGGCCAAUCCGACAUCACGCUGGUCUCUCUGCGCAAAAACGGCGUCCGCGUGAGUUCCACCUACGCCUACAUGGACUUCGGCAACUCCAUCGCCCAGACGGUUCUUUUGGAACUCGAGGCCGGGGAUCAAGUGGAUUCCUAUCUCGACGGCGGCUACGCGCACACUGACCGCACCUACAUUUACUCCCAGUUCUCCGGCGUCCUUUUGUCCGCCCUCUGAAACGCUCCAGUCGGGGAACCUUCCUUAUUGUUGUUGUUGUUCUUGGAUGAAAUGCGCUGGAAUGAUGGAAACAAUUUUUUGUUUCCAUAUCUAUUAUGGAGGCAGGUGCGUCAUCCGUCGCAUUGGGCUUUUAUUUAUUUUUCCUCUUGUUGUGACAAAAUUUCACUGAUGCCUCGCCUAACAAUCGCAUUGCCUAAUGACCUCUGAAAACCUCAAGAAAAUUCCUUGCCUGAUGACCAUCAAUGACCUGCCUAGCAAAUGUUUUCUGGCCUUCCAUUGCACUUGAAAAUUUAGAAGAAGAAAAUUAUCAAUGCUGUUGUUUCUUACCCUCAUAAAAAAUGGUUGUUCAUCAAGCAUUUUUAUUGAGGGAAAGUGAGAAGAAUGGAAGGAAAUUGUGAUUGGUGAUAUUCGGUUGCUUCAAGUACAUCAUGCAAAAGUGACAUCUAUGCAGAGUUACACAAGACUGAGAGACUCCUGCUUUGCUCAUAGAUGUUGCAUAUGCAUGCAAUACAGUUGCUAUUAAUUUUGCAGGUUAUUUUUGAAACAGAUCAAGGUAAUUUAACAAGG